UUUGAAGCAUCCACAAUGGUCUGGUCUACAAAACUGGAGAGAGAACCCAGUCAACCACAACCGUUUCUGGGUAUCCUCCGGUCCCCAAUCACUGGCACUUUCAGGAUUUGAUGAAGUAGAUGAUGGCCCAAUGGCAUUGAGUUCUUCUCUAGCAAAGAUAGGUGCUUUGGUUCUCAACACUGCUGACCCUCUAACCAAAUCGAAGCUCUCUCACAUGGCCUACUCUCUCUGGCACCGACAAAAUUUGCCAAUCAAGGUUUCUCAACUGCCCUAUCAUCCUACUCGCUCUCCUAAACCUCAACUGGUUUCAAAGGAAAUUCCAGCUCCCAAAAGCUCGGGUUUGCCUCUCAAUGCUUAUAUGCUCCAUAAUCUUGCUCAUGUGGAGCUGAAUGCUAUUGAUUUGGCAUGGGAUACUGUUGUCCGAUUUUCACCACACUCUGAACUUCUUGGAGAGGGGUUUUUUUUUUUUGUUGAUGAUUUUACUCAUGUUGCUGAUGAUGAAAGUCGCCAUUUUGCUUGGUGUUCACAGAGAUUGGCUGAACUUGGUUUCAGUUAUGGAGACAUGCUAGCUCAUAAUCUUCUUUGGAAGGAAUGUGAGAAAUCAUCACACAAUGUUGCUGCACAUUUGGCUGCAGUUCCACUUGUUUAGGUUUUAGACCCAUGUUCUUGAGACCAAAGUGAAGAGCUUGGUGAGAGCAAAGUUUUGAUCAGUGGAGAUUAAAAUCCGACAAAAUAAAAAAUUGGGGUUUUGCUUGUUUUCUAUUCUAGCUUGAGGUAGGGAUUUUUUCUACACUUCUUUAUGCACUUUUACUUGAUUAUAGGGAGCUUAGAGUUGUAUAUAAUUCAAUUAGAAUUUUUUGAAAAAUUUGUGAUUUAUUUGCUUAGAAGA
Messenger RNA from Camellia sinensis, 889 nucleotides. The record is from RefSeq and is a predicted model, not a curated record. Lineage: Eukaryota; Viridiplantae; Streptophyta; Magnoliopsida; Ericales; Theaceae.